Molecule: messenger RNA, 4441 nt
Organism: Choloepus didactylus (southern two-toed sloth)
Lineage: Eukaryota; Metazoa; Chordata; Mammalia; Pilosa; Megalonychidae
Gene: WDR26
Product: WD repeat domain 26
Exons: 14
Coding region: 440-2422 (660 amino acids)
Biological process (GO): proteasome-mediated ubiquitin-dependent protein catabolic process
Cellular component (GO): GID complex
Molecular function (GO): protein binding
Source: RefSeq, a predicted model, not a curated record
ACCUUCUCCUCUUACCCCCACCCCCUACCCUGAGCCCCUCUCUGUCUCUCCGCACCCCCUUCACCCCGACCCUCUCCCCGGCCCCCGCCUCCCCUCCCUCGUCUCGCCCCACCGGCUUCCCACCACGGCCUCUCUCGGCGAGGAAACUCUGGCCUCCGCUUCCUCCUCCUCCGACUCGGACACCGGCGGAGCCUCCCCGCCCCCGCGGAAGAAACCCCGAGCCUCGGCGGCGGAGGGAGCAGGAGAGCCUGGGGCUUCGGCAGGCAGAGCAGGCCUCUCCCCUCCGUCCUCGUCGUCCUCGUCCUCGUCGUCGUCCUCGUCCUCCUCCUCCUCCUCCUCCGUGGUGGUAGUGGUGGGACUCCCCCCGGCUGCUGCCCCUUCCGCCGCCGCUGCCGUCUCCCACCGAAGUAGCGGCCACAGCCUGGUCAGCAGCAGCAUCAUGCAGGCCAACGGGGCAGGAGGAGGAGGAGGAGGUGGUGGCGGCGGCGGUGGAGGAGGAGGGGGCGGCGGGGGCCAGGGACAGACCCAGGAACUCGCCUGCCUGUCGGCCCAGAACGGGGAGUCGUCCCCUUCGUCGUCGUCGUCCGCGGGGGACCUAGCCCACGCCAAUGGGCUUCUGCCUUCCGCCCCCUCCGCCGCCAGCAACAAUAGCAACAGCCUGAAUGUCAAUAACGGGGUCCCUGGCGGGGCGGCCGCCGCAGCCUCCGCCACCGUCACAGCUGCCUCUGCCACCACCGCGGCCUCCUCUUCCUUGGCCACCCCAGAACUGGGCAGCAGCCUCAAGAAGAAGAAGCGGCUCUCCCAGUCAGAUGAGGAUGUGAUUAGGCUAAUAGGACAGCACUUGAAUGGCUUAGGGCUCAACCAGACUGUUGAUCUCCUCAUGCAAGAGUCAGGAUGUCGUUUAGAACAUCCUUCUGCUACCAAAUUCCGAAAUCAUGUCAUGGAAGGAGACUGGGAUAAGGCAGAAAAUGACCUGAAUGAACUAAAGCCUUUAGUGCAUUCUCCUCAUGCUAUUGUGGUAAGAGGCGCACUUGAAAUCUCUCAAACGUUGUUGGGAAUAAUUGUGAGGAUGAAGUUUUUGCUGCUGCAGCAGAAGUACCUGGAAUACUUGGAGGAUGGCAAGGUCCUGGAGGCCCUUCAGGUUCUACGCUGUGAAUUGACGCCACUGAAAUACAAUACAGAGCGCAUUCAUGUUCUUAGCGGGUAUCUGAUGUGUAGCCAUGCAGAGGACCUACGUGCAAAAGCAGAAUGGGAAGGCAAAGGGACAGCUUCUCGAUCCAAACUGUUGGACAAACUUCAGACCUAUUUACCACCAUCAGUGAUGCUUCCCCCACGGCGUUUACAGACUCUCCUGCGGCAGGCUGUGGAACUACAAAGGGAUCGGUGCCUAUAUCACAAUACGAAACUUGAUAAUAAUCUAGAUUCUGUGUCUCUACUUAUAGAUCAUGUUUGCAGUAGGCAGUUCCCCUGUUAUACGCAGCAGAUACUUACGGAACAUUGUAAUGAAGUGUGGUUCUGUAAAUUCUCUAACGAUGGCACUAAACUAGCAACAGGAUCAAAAGAUACAACAGUUAUCGUAUGGCAAGUUGAUCCGGAUACACACCUGCUAAAACUACUUAAAACAUUAGAAGGACAUGCUUAUGGUGUUUCUUACAUUGCAUGGAGUCCAGAUGACAACUAUCUUGUUGCUUGUGGCCCAGAUGACUGCUCUGAGCUUUGGCUUUGGAAUGUACAAACAGGGGAACUAAGGACUAAAAUGAGCCAGUCUCAUGAGGACAGUUUAACAAGUGUGGCUUGGAAUCCAGACGGGAAACGCUUUGUAACUGGAGGUCAACGUGGGCAGUUCUAUCAGUGUGAUUUAGAUGGUAAUCUCCUUGACUCCUGGGAAGGGGUGAGAGUGCAAUGCCUAUGGUGCUUGAGUGAUGGGAAGACUGUCCUUGCAUCAGAUACACACCAGCGAAUUCGGGGAUAUAACUUCGAGGAUCUUACAGAUAGAAACAUAGUACAAGAAGAUCAUCCUAUUAUGUCUUUUACUAUUUCAAAAAAUGGCCGAUUAGCUUUGUUAAAUGUAGCAACUCAGGGAGUUCAUUUAUGGGACUUGCAAGACAGAGUUUUAGUAAGAAAGUAUCAAGGUGUUACACAAGGGUUUUAUACAAUUCAUUCAUGUUUUGGAGGCCAUAAUGAAGACUUCAUCGCUAGUGGCAGUGAAGAUCACAAGGUUUACAUCUGGCACAAACGUAGUGAACUGCCAAUUGCAGAGCUGACAGGGCACACACGUACAGUCAACUGUGUGAGCUGGAACCCACAGAUUCCAUCCAUGAUGGCCAGCGCCUCAGAUGAUGGCACUGUUAGAAUAUGGGGACCAGCACCUUUUAUAGACCACCAGAAUAUUGAAGAGGAAUGCAGUAGCAUGGAUAGUUGAUGGAGAAUUUGGAGCAGACGACUUCUGUUUAACUUAAAAUUAGUCGUAUUUUAAUGGCUUGGGAUUUGGUGCAAACAAACAUGAUUGAUAGCUGGACAGACAUGCUCGUCAUGAAAAAAGAACCAUUUCUGAAGCCCGAUUGGGGCCAAACAUUUACACCUUGCUUCAUAGUAACCAGUUGAGAUGAAGCACGUCGUUAGAACGUUGUUGGACACCAUGUUGAAUUAUCCCCCCAUCGGUUGUGAAGAACUGUGCUACAUUCAGGCUUACCCAUUGAACUCAGUAUAUAUAUUUUUUUCCCCUCUCGCCUUUUGUCUGGCGGGAUACCAUUCUUGUUGCUCUUCUGUGUAAUGAAGUUUAAAUGCUUGUUUGGAAAACUUUAUUUAACAGUUUAGAAGGCUCGAUAGAAAGAGUGCAUUAGUCUGAAGAGUAUACAUUGGAUAGGAAAGAAUUUCCUUUUUUUGUUUCUCCAAAUCUUUCCGCCUUAUUUAGCUUGAGAUCUUUGCAGCUUGGUUCAUGGAUUCUAGCCUUGCCCGUUGCACAGUAUAUACUGAUCCAGAUGAUAAACCAGUAAACUAUGUCAAAAGCACUCUCAAUAUUACAUUUGACAAAAAGUUUUGUACUUUUCACAUAGCUUGUUGCCCCGUAAAAGGGUUAACAGCACAAUUUUUUAAAAAUAAAUUAAGAAGUAUUUAUAGGAUUAAAGUGACUUCAUUUGUAUACAUUUGGAAUCUAAACCAGCUUAAAAACAGUUUCCUCUAUGACUUAGAUACACAGUAUAACUGAUGCUCUUCUGGAGUACCACUAUGAGACAUGGUCAGAAACAGUGCUUGGAAGGACAUUACACAGGAAAUUAAGAGUAAUACUUUGAAGGUUAUUCCCCUUUUGUUUUAUUCCUAAAGGAACAUCAGUACCUAAUCUUGAAAAAACUCAAGAUUUAAAAAGAGAAUUUUAAUAUACCAACAUGAGAGAUCAGUAGUCUGUUUAAGUAUUCAACAAAGCUUGUUCCAAGUUGUUCUCUUCUUAGGAAAUCAUUUUGGUGUGACCUAGAGAGAGUAGAACUCAGCAGAUAUAACCACUUGAGAAGUUUAUAGUACAAAUGAGAUUGUUAGAAGGAUACAGCAGGUUACAAACAUACUUAAACUGGGUUUAAAACCUCACAGUCAUUCCCUUUCAUUGCCCUAUAUAUUUUGACAUCUAGGAAUACAUAAAUUCAAAGAAUAUUCUUUCUCAGUUUUUCAGAUAUUGCCAUAUUGAACCUCAUUCUAAACUGGUGCUGUGGAUAGGCUUUCCCUCUCCCCUCCCCUUUUAGUAUAAAGAAAGGUUUCCUACAUGGAAAAGCACUUUUAAUUUUGAGAAUUUCACAUUUAAAAUAAGCCAAAAGCCUGAUGUUCACAUUGUGCUUUUAAACCUCAACAGACAAAUACGAUGUAUUUAGUCUCCCUUGAAAUACACUCCCUUUUCAGUAGAAGAUGAAUGUGGUGACCACAGCUGUUUUGUUGGGAAGAGAAGUGGGGAUACCCCAAAAAUAAGAUUGUGGUGAAAAAAAGUCUUAAAAGUUCCCCUUUAGACCCAGCCAAGUCUAUAUUUUAUUGCCAUGAGUAGAGUCCUUCAGGAUCCACAAGGAAGAGAGAAGGCUUGGAUGUCCGAAAUUCUUCCAUUGUUGGGGGUGGGGGGUGGGGGAGUAGGUGAUGGCACCAGGGAGAAAGGGGAAAGUCAGGGAAAGGGAGAAGAAAGAAAAACACAAUUGGCCUUAAAAUAGCAUGGAUUCUCCCAAAAGCUCAUAAUAAGAGAAAAAGACAGAUAAUGGUUAGCAGAUUAUUUUAUCAAAUUGGUAUGUAAAGAUUUCUUUAAGCUCAUUUUGCAGAGACCACCACUUAGAGAAUCAAAGAAUUCUUGUUUUGAUAAUUCUAAGUUAAAAUAACUAUGUUACAGUUUAUCUGGUACUUCAUUUUUCUUAACUAAAAUUACUUUUUACUUUAAGCUUGAAUAAAAAUUUUCAUUGGUAACUGUAUAUAA